UACCAUGGUCAUCCAACGCGGUUGGAAAAUAUUGAGUGAUGCUGGUUCUACUUCCGCUUCUUCUACCGAAGCAAAUAGAUCUCCCACAGGUUUAAACUCCUCGUCUGAUGAUUCAAAUUGCUCCAAUCAAACUACUCAUUCCAUGGUCACUAGUGCCAGUCCUGUAGCGAGUCACCAUAAAUUAGAGUCCAUCAUUAACAGUAACGAGUCCUGCACCAAUACUGGCAACAUCAUGAAGUUCGUUACAACUCCACAAAUGGCAGAAAUGACGCUACAAAAGCUACGCCAACGCUUCUCCAAUACAACACCAAUGAGCAGUUCAUCAGCAGAGUCUGGCAUGCGUUCACUGGAAUUGGUUCGUAUUGCUGUGCAAACUGCUUUCGACAAGGAAAUAGAUGAACUGGUGAAACAGUACAUCGAGACGUACUUUAAGCCAGCCUUUAACAACAUCAAAGAAAAUUUGGGUCAAGGUGCUGUCAACGAAGACGCGCUUCAGAAAAUGUCCUGUGCUCUGCUAGAAAACGCCAAGUCACAGUAUAAAAUAUUGCGCUUUAAGCCUCAAUCCUCGGCUCCAAUAAACAGCAACUUGGCAACAGCAAUUUCUGGUGUCCAAGAUAAUAAUUCAAUACGAAUGGCUUUAAAGAGACCAGCACCCAAUAAGCCCUCGGCUACAGUCAUAGAGAUACAGAAACGAUUCUUUCCAGACAACAUGAUAAUUAAAACCACAUCCACCGCAGCAGUUGCACAGCAGCUAAAUCCCCCACAAAUAAUACCUGUGGUGGGCACUCUGGUCCAAAGCCAGUCGACGACGACUUCCUUUGUGCAGCAACAACAGCAUUCUAGCCAACAAAAAAUACAAGCAAACGUUGUGGUGCCACAACCACCCAGAAGACAAAUAUUCUGGAACACCGCCCACAUAUCGACCAGCACCAAAUUUGUUUUAGAUGUUCAAGCCAACCAGGCCUUUGGCUUUGGCGCCGAAAAAGAGCGCCGCUUGGCAAGCAAACAUCCUGAGCUAAUCCGCUACUUGCCAGAUAACGAAGACCGCGAUUGGUUGGUCUCGCAACAGAUAAUACCGCAACCGAAUCGAAAUUCACGUUUUCUCUUCUUGAUCUACGAUGAAGUGUGUCGCCUGUAUCAAACCCAUGAAGCGUACAAAUCUAAAUCCUCCAUAGAUUUGUCAGUAAUGAUGACUUUUACCGUACCGGACUUUAUGAUACAAAAGAUGAAAAUCUUCUUUGUGGAUUUAAAUAUAAAGAGCCGAGGGCUAAUAACCAACUCGUAUUCGAUAGGAGGUGGCGUACCUCCAUCUGUGGCACAAAGCAACAGUCAUUUGCGCAAUGCUUUGCUAUUGGGUACAACCACCACCACCACUACCACUCAGACGUCAGUAGCCGGAGCGGGAGUAGCAUCACCAUCUUCUUCAGCAACAUCUUCAAAUGUCGCCGGUGGAACCAUGACGACAGAAACAGUUUCAACCGGUAAUUUGUCUUCAACACCAGCGACAUCAUCGAAUAUACCGACAUCAUCAUCAUCGUCGUCAUCCACGUCAUCGGCUUCUUCAUCAAACAUAACCUCUACCGACGGUUUGUUGCCACAGAAAAGCAAAUCAAGCAAUUUGAGUUCUUCCCAUGCAACCUUGACAGCGCUCUUAAACAAUUCCACACCAGCAACAAAUGAAAAGUCCAACAAUACAUCGGCAUCCACCACUUCCAAUUUAGCUUCAUCCACUCCAACUUUGUUAAAUAAAUUAAGAAAAUAAAGGGAACAGAAAAACUUGCAAUUGGAAAAAGUUGAUAA
This is a messenger RNA of Stomoxys calcitrans (stable fly), 1800 nucleotides long. Its product is annotated as serine-rich adhesin for platelets. Lineage: Eukaryota; Metazoa; Arthropoda; Insecta; Diptera; Muscidae. Gene Ontology annotation, molecular function: DNA binding; nucleosome binding. The record is from RefSeq and is a predicted model, not a curated record. The transcript is spliced from 4 exons. The coding region runs from base 5 to 1762 and encodes 585 amino acids. Gene Ontology annotation, cellular component: nucleus.